Molecule: messenger RNA, 2193 nt
Organism: Thlaspi arvense
Lineage: Eukaryota; Viridiplantae; Streptophyta; Magnoliopsida; Brassicales; Brassicaceae
Source: the annotation of a GenBank genome assembly
GUCAAAUCGAAUCAAAAUUAAAUGACGUUUCGCUGAAAAAAAAAAAGAGGAAAACCCAAAACUUUGAUUGCCUCCUUUUUCUUCUUCUUCUUCUUUUGAGGUUCGUAUCCGUCCUUCUCCUCCCUCUGGAUCGAAUCGGUCCGAGUCAUGGCGGAAUUGACUCAGGCCGAUCUGGUUUACUCGCCACGGUCGAUUCAACUGUGGAAUGUUCUGGUGAACUGGCUCGAUUUCUUCUACCAGUUCUUCCUUAAGAUCCUCCGUGCCGUCGCUCACCAUCCUCUUCUCUCCACCUCUUGCUCAUCCUCCGCUAAGGCAAUCUCCGAGGAGUUUAAGCCCUUGCCAGUCAUCGAGUUACCGGAGAUGGCGGCGGAAUCACCCGUCACCGUGGAAAUCGCCUCCGGAGAAGGCGAAGUCCGUAGCACCCACAAACUCACGGUAGUUCUCGACUUGGAUGAGACAUUAGUGAGUGCGUAUGAGAGGUCUAGUCUAACUUCUACUUUACGUACACAAGCUAUUGAAGCUGGAUUGAUAUGCUUUGAGCUGGAGUGCAUAUCAUCAACCAAGGAAUGCAAUGGGGAGCCUAAAAUCAAUCAUGUUACAGUGUUUGAGCGACCAGGGUUGCACGAAUUCUUAGAUCAACUCAGCCAGUUUGCAAAUCUUGUUCUUUUUACCGCUGGUCUCGAAGAUUAUGCGAGACCGCUUGUGGACAGAAUAGAUACCAAGCAUGUUUUAAACGACAGGCUUUAUCGACCUCGUACUGUCAGCACGCAAUAUCGAGAUCACGUGAAGGAUCUAUUAUGCGCAUCAAAGAACAUGUCUAGGACAGUUAUAGUGGACAACAAUCCUUACAGCUUUCUGUUACAACCUCUAAACGGGAUCCCUUGUGUUCCGUUUUCCGCAGAACAGCCAAAUGAUACUCAGCUACUGGACAUUAUUCUUCCACUUCUUAAGCAACUUUCGGAAGAAGAAGAUGUAAGAGGAACUCUUUACGAUAGAUUUCACAUGCCUGAAUGGUUCGAAAAGCAAGGCAUUCCAAGUUCUUGCUGGUCAUCUUCAUAGAUUGCUGGAAUCUCUCUCAUCUAUUGCUCACAGCAGUGGAAAGGUUCUGUGAUUGGACCAAAAGUUCAUAGACCGGCUAAAUUUAGCUUUGUCUAAUAUUAUUGGACCUGACUCUGUUUUGAGGUUUUGAACGUUUUUUUGUAAUUUUUCUUUUCUGAAAAUAGCCAAAAACCAUAGAUAACACAAAAAAUAAUCGAAUCCCUAACUAGAAAGCAGGCUCAAGCAAGCCGUAAAACCCACGCAAACAACAGAAAAAGAGCCCUAAACUGGAUUCGGGAAGACUAUAUUCGAGAUCCUUGUACUGAGAGGUUUCUCUAUAGGAAGCCUAGUGUAGCCGAUAGCGAAGCAAAUCUUACGAGUCACCCUGUGCCUAAACAUCCAAACGGUGAGAAAAUCGGAAUGCUUCUUGAGACCAUGUUUCGCCACGAACUCCUUCCACCCCGAAGUCAACACAGGCGUGCCCUCACUCCACAUCUUGAACUUCAUCAUCUGAGCCUCCCCGUCUGGUCCGUACACCGACACAUCAAGCCCAUCCAUCCCGCGCGGAUUCUCAGACACUUUCAAAAGAGGAAGCAUCUUCUUCCUCACGUGCAGCUUCCCCAACAUGAGCCUGCACUGAUCUUCCAACACGUCGCUCAUCGUCAGCUGUUUCUUUAUCGGUUCACUGAUACGUUCCGCAGCAUCGCCGAGUAUCUCGCCCGGGUCGGCCUCGAUUUGGUUCCAUCCCUGAACUGAAAUCAGGGUUUCUUCGGAAUCAUCCUUCGUAUCCUCAUCAGGCUGUUCAUUAAUCUUCCUAGACACUUUCUUAUUCUUCACAGGCUGUUUUUUAAUCUUCCUAGACUCUUCCCUAAUAUUCACAUUCUGUUUUUCAAGAGCUCUGCUCUUCCUAUACGUUUUUUUAGGAGCUUCACUUACUUGUGGAAAUAAUGGGGUCGAUGAUAGAACCUCAUCAUCUCUGCUUAGCUGUAAUAAUGUGUACGCAGCUUCUAAUCUCUCUGGUGAAAUAUUUGCGGUUUCCUCUCUUGAAGUCGCCAUAAUCUCUGGCGUUUUCUGUAUCUUUUUUUGUUCUCGUUGCCUUAAGCGGCACUUCUUAGGGUUUUUCUUUUCUUUUCUUUUCUUUUCUUUUCUUUUCAA